GGCUUCCAUUCAGUCCUUUCUUUCUUAGCUUUUGCAGGACAAGGAGCAUGGUGAUUCGGUGCCGACUUUCAAUGGGAAAUCAAGGGAGCCGGACCUUGGCCGUGCUCUUGACCACGUUUGAAGAACGGGACGCCUUUAGAGAAUCCUGAUCUCACUCCGGACAGCAUCCUGCAAGACUUGAAUCAUAAGACAGGGGCAGAGUUCAUUUCUCCCGUCUUUUGCUACGCCAGCACCCGGCAGGUUUCUGCUUUCGAGUCCUUUGUCUUUUCCAUACAACCGGUGGGAAGUUUGGCAAAGAUGGUUGGCUUCAAGCCCACGGAUGUCCCUCCGACGGCCACCGUGAAGUUCGUGGGGGCCGGAACGGCCGCCUGCAUCGCGGACCUGAUCACUUUCCCGCUGGACACGGCCAAAGUCAGGUUGCAGAUCCAAGGAGAGAAGAAGCAUUCGGUGACCACCAGAACGGCCCAGUACAAGGGGGUCUUUGGCACCAUGGCCACCAUGGUGAAGAACGAAGGGCCCAAAAGCCUUUACAAUGGCCUGGUGGCCGGCCUCCAGCGCCAGAUGAGUUUCGCUUCGGUCCGCAUUGGGCUCUACGAUUCGGUGAAGCAGUUCUACACUAAAGGCUCAGAGCACGCUGGGAUCGGCAGCCGCCUCCUUGCCGGCUGCACCACGGGAGCCAUGGCGGUAGCGGUGGCCCAGCCAACGGACGUGGUGAAAGUGCGCUUCCAAGCACAGGCCCGGAUGGAGGGCAGCAAGCGCUACCAGGGGACGCUGGAUGCCUACAAGACCAUCGCCAGGGAGGAGGGCAUCCGGGGCCUUUGGAAAGGUACUUCCCCUAAUAUCACCCGCAAUGCCCUUGUGAACUGUGCCGAACUGGUGACCUACGACCUGAUCAAGGAUAUGAUCCUGAGAUACAACCUGAUGACAGAUAACCUUCCUUGCCACUUUACCUCCGCGUUUGGAGCUGGCUUCUGCACCACCGUCAUCGCCUCCCCUGUCGAUGUUGUAAAGACCAGAUACAUGAACUCUGCCCCCGGUCAAUACGGAAGUGCCGUGAAGUGCGCUCUGACCAUGCUCCAGAAGGAAGGGCCGCUGGCUUUUUACAAAGGUUUCACGCCCUCCUUUCUACGGCUGGGCUCCUGGAACGUGGUGAUGUUUGUGACCUACGAGCAGCUGAAACGUGCCUUGAUGGCGGCCCGCGGAUCGUGGGAAUCUCCCUUCUGAGCCAGGAGUCGGUGCACUUUGCAGUUCUCAUGCGUCCGCACAUAGCAAGUCUUCGAUUUGGAUCCUCUCCCCUUGUCUCUUACGUUCUCCCUCCGUAGUCCUUAGAAACAGUCUUGCUAUUUUCGUGGCUGAGGAGCAGGUGCCCUGGUUGCUCGUUUUAGUGGUUUUCUUUUUAUUGACGUGCUGCUAUUUACUGUGUUCAUCGUCCCGCUUUUUAAAAAGAAUUUGCCUCUUGUCAGAGCACUUCGUUAAGAAUUGAAACUUGGCUUCAUCCAGAUUUUCCAUACACAUCUUACGUUAUGUAUUCUGUCAAAUCAAUGUAGAUUAUGUUAACAAAAAUGAUUAUCAGAAAGCACUUCCCUUGUAACAUCUGGAGUAAAUGUUUAUUUACUUUGGAUUACAGCCCCCAGAAUCCCCUAAAAUCAGCAUGAGAGAAUCUCAAAUUUUAACAUUAAAUUAUUAUGGUUGUUGUUAAAUUAUUAUUAUUUUAUAGCAGGCAUGGGCCAACUUCGGCCCUCCGGGUGUUUUGGACUUCAACUCCCACAAUUCCGAACAGCCGGUAGGCUGUUCGGAAUUGUGGGAGUUGAAGUCCAAAACACCCGGAGGGCCGAAGUUGGCCCGUGCCUGCUUUAAACUUUAUUUAAUAGUCAGAAAAGGAGAUCAAACACAGGUUCCCAUUUGAUAAUGAAAAGUCAGUUUUUCGUUAUCAUAAUCCUGGGAAUUAAUUCAAUCUCUAGUCAUGGGAGUGCGAAUCUGUCCAUGCAAGGAGAAGAUCCAGUGUGCUAUCAUUUUUGCAAGGGAUUAAAGUACAUCCUUCUGCUCAUGAUACCUAUAACCUUGGAUUUAGUUGCACCCACCACAUGCUAUGAUUUGACUUUGCUGCCAAUAGCAACCUUCCAUGCAAUUACUGAGAUUUGCAGUACUUGGAGUUCCAAUCUGGGAUUUGCAGUCUUUGGAGUUCUUUGCAAGUAGUACCUCCCCGGACUGCAAACUCCAGCAUCCCAAGUGAAGGAAAUCUGGUUGUUAAAGUGAAAGAAUAGCAUGAUAACUUUGUAAUGAAUGGCUGGCCCUCCUGUUUGGUUAUUAAGCAUGAGUUGCAGGUUUUUGCACAACUGGAGAAACUUACGUGAAUGGAAAACUCUGCAAUGCAACUUGGUGUUCUCGCAAGCAUUUCUCUUCUUUCUGGACUAAUACAGCCUUCCAGAUAGAUGAUCCUGGGCAACAACUCCCAUCAGCUGCAUAGCCAAUAGAGAUGAGAAAGGCUGUGACAACAUCUGGAUGGGGAUACCGGUAAAGAGAGUCAUAAGUUACUCAGAAGACGGAUAUUAGAGUGAAAUAAGCAAACGAAAGGAGGAAGUGACUCUACUUUUUGAACAAAGCAGGUCACGUUUUUGGAGGCAACGUUCUUCCCUUUGCAUCAAGAAAUGGUCCUUUCCAUACCAUUUGGUGUUUUGGACUACAACUCCCACCAUUCCUAACAGCCUCAGGGCCCUUCCUUUCCCCCCACAGCCGCUUAAGCGGCUGUGGGGGGAAAGGAAGGGGCCUGAGGCUGUUAGGAAUGGUGGGAGUUGCAGUCCAAAACACUUGGAGGGCCCAAGUUUGCCCAGACCUGACCUAGAGGCUUCCUUUAUGUUUUAACCUGCUGCUAUCUGUGAUGGUGCAAAUGGUGAUGGAAUUCUUUCCCCCCACCUUUUUAAAAGAUUUCCUGUUGUUGCAUGACUCGUUUUUUUAUAUUAAAAAUAAAGCUGAAAUAGAAAGCGAA
Anolis carolinensis (green anole) is the source of this 2986-nucleotide messenger RNA. RefSeq names its product uncoupling protein 2 (gene ucp2). Bases 298 to 1224 code for a protein of 308 amino acids. Lineage: Eukaryota; Metazoa; Chordata; Lepidosauria; Squamata; Anolidae. Gene Ontology annotation, biological process: mitochondrial transmembrane transport; adaptive thermogenesis; response to cold. The record is from RefSeq and is a predicted model, not a curated record. Gene Ontology annotation, molecular function: oxidative phosphorylation uncoupler activity. The transcript is spliced from 7 exons.